AGAAAUUCAACUUGAAAAAGAAAUUGACCAUUUUUUUUCCUUCUGAAGAUAGGUCUUAUGCAUGUUUGACUGGUUGAUGAUAUGCUUUUGAUUAUCCGCGAUUAUGGCAAUCGUAAACAGUGACUAAGUUUUUGAAAAUACAUAAAAUAUCCAUAAUGACAACUGUAUUAUUGAAUAUUGGUGGUUCCAUAUUUCAAACUACAUUUGAAACUUUGGAAAAAAUACCCGGCACAAAACUUAGUUCUCUCAAGCGAGAUAUCUCAGACAAAGCUUCCACAGCUUCUUUCUACUUUGACAGAAACCCGGAUGUUUUCAAUAGCAUUUUGGAUCUUUAUAGGACGGGAGAGCUUCAUUUUCCUUCAAACAUAUGCGGGGCUACUAUAAGAAACGAGCUUGAAUUCUGGGAAAUUGACAAAUCCUAUCUAAGUGAAUGUUGUUUGAAAGCUUUCUACAAACAUGAGAAUGACAAGAGUAUUUUGAAUGAAAUCAAGAAUCUUGAAAAAUAUAAAGUUUUGGAUAUUCCUAAGGAAGAAUGUCGCAGAGGAUGUUGGCGAAAUUGCAUCUGGAAAACUAUACAAUAUCCUGCCUCAUCGCGAAAAGCUAGCGUAUUCAACAUUCUGUACCUACUGGUAGUUGUCCUUUCCACCUCGGUAUUGUUCAUAAACACCAUUCCAGAUCUACGAAACCCCAAACCUGACCACCUCAACGAAACAUCGGCCGUGGAAAAAGAGCAUAUCUAUACCAAAACUACGGUUGCUCCGCCAGUUUUCUACGUAGAUCUUUUUUGUGGUAUAUUUUUUACAUUUGAAUUCAUCACACGUAUUGUUGUGACGCCGAUAAAAUGGAGGAAGUUUUUUUGUACGGCACUUAAUGUAAUUGAUGGUGUGGUUAUCAUAGCCUUUUGGGCUUUAUGUUCUUUAGUUAUUAGCGGACCAAACUUCAUUGAAGACAAAGCAUUUUCUUAUAUAAUCAUGAUCCUGUACUUUGCGCGGCUGCUUCAAUUAUGUCGGUUCUAUAGAUUUCUCAAUAGAUUCAAAAGUUUUGACGUUAUAAAUCUGGCCAUUCGCUCAAGUAUUUGUCAGUUUGGAAUCCUUAUAGCUGUAUUUAUUCUUUCAAAUUUAUUUUUCGGUUACUUGAUUUAUUAUGCUGAGUUCGAAGACAAAAAUUCAUUCAAUAAUGCUUUCCUUGGGGUUUGGUGGGCUGUUGUUACCAUGACGACAGUAGGAUAUGGUGACGUAGUGCCCACGUGCUAUCUUGGCCGCGUCGUAGGAAUGGUAUGUGCUCUGACGGGAAUUCUAAUUCUUUCUAUGCCAGUUGCCAUAGUGACAUCAAAUUUUACUAUUUAUUACAACAAACUAAAGGAAUACACAAAUCACAAACACAAAGAGGAGAGAAAAAGUGAGAGUAGGUUUAGUCUGCAAAAAGCAAGAGAAAGUGGUUCUGUUUUUCCAAAGCCCGUUUUAACUGUAGACACAAUAGAAUCACACAAAAUGCAGAGUAGCGGAACUAAAUCUUGAAUAAAUGUAUAACAAUGAAAAAAGUAACACCUAUUGAGAUUUAUUUCUAUUUUUUCACAUUUAACUGAUAAUUGUUAUUUGUGUUGAUUAAAUUGAGUAAAACAAUUACCGAGUUUAAAUUUCCCAUGGUAAAAGUGAAACAUUAAAUCUAAUGUCAUUAUCAAAGGCCUUCAUUUGAAUCUAUAAAUCUUGGUAGUAACAAUCUUAUUUAGAAACUGAAGAUAUUCAUAGAAUUUUUGAUAUUUUUUGUUGGGAAUUUAGAAUGAUUGAUACGUCAAAUUUAUCGAUUUCAGUAAUAUUCCCUUUCAUCUGAGACAGCAGUACAGGGCAUUGAACGCUUUCAUUACAAAUUUCAGGAUAAUUCCACACGACAAUUACACUUAAUGUACUUAAAUGUGUUUGCUGGCGUCAAACUUAGAAAUUUCAAGAUAAAAUGAUGAAAUUAAAUAUUGACAA
Saccostrea echinata is the source of this 1973-nucleotide messenger RNA. RefSeq names its product potassium voltage-gated channel protein Shaw-like. Bases 156 to 1517 code for a protein of 453 amino acids. Gene Ontology annotation, biological process: protein homooligomerization; potassium ion transmembrane transport. Gene Ontology annotation, cellular component: membrane; voltage-gated potassium channel complex. Gene Ontology annotation, molecular function: protein binding; voltage-gated potassium channel activity. Lineage: Eukaryota; Metazoa; Mollusca; Bivalvia; Ostreida; Ostreidae. The record is from RefSeq and is a predicted model, not a curated record. The transcript has 2 exons.